ACGCGGGAAAAUAGCGAGUGCGAUCGGAUCACUGUAUCAAACUCCUGCCAGUGAGAGCGAGCGGAAUCAAAGGCACCGCGCGCAGGAACAGCGAUACAUGUAACAUUGGGAAUGACUGACUUUAUUAUUAAACGACUAACGGCAGGACGUUAACCUUCCGUCUGCACUUAUUUUCACUUUGGAUUUUUUUUAAAUAUAUUUUAAGAACGGUUUUAAGAUCCAUUUUUUUUUUACUGCACUUAAUGGAAAUGGCUGACAGCAAACAUCAAAUGAUAUUUUGUAACGAUUCGCCAAAAAGAGUUUUGGUGUCCGUGAUCAAAACGACCCCGAUCAAACCGAAAGCGGAUUCUCUGAUGCCCACCAGCCCCGGAUUCAGUGACUUCAUGGUUUAUCCGUGGCGUUGGGGUGAAAACGCGCACAAUGUGACUCUGAGUCCCGGAUCGGGCAGCGGUACCGGAUCCCCGACCCGAAACAGCGCUUCUCCCGCCGAAUCCGAUCUCAACUCCUGCCCGGAGCACUUAAAGGAUGGGAUCCGGCGUGGACGCCCGCGGGCCGAAACCGUUCGAGAGCUGAUCAACGAGGGCGAAAACUCAACCAGUCGCAUCCGAUGCAACAUCUGCAACCGGGUCUUUCCCCGGGAGAAGUCCCUGCAGGCGCACAAGCGGACACACACCGGCGAGAGACCGUAUCUGUGCGAUUAUCCGGACUGCGGGAAAAGGUUUGUCCAGAGCGGACAGUUGAAGACCCAUCAGCGCCUCCACACUGGAGAGAAGCCCUUCGUCUGCUCGGAGAAAGGAUGCGGUAGCCGGUUUACUCACGCUAACCGCCACUGUCCCAAACACCCGUACGCUAGACUGAAGCGCGAGGAGCCGACGGGCGGCCCGGGACAAUCACACGGAGCCGACAACAAGGCUGUCGCCGAAUGGCUGACAAAAUACUGGCAGACGAGGGAACAGCGGUCGCCCCCGCCGGAGAAAGGAAAGACUCUGAGUAAAGCCACUAUCGAGGAUCAGGAACAGCAGGAUCCUCUAGACUUCCUUCCAUCGGACGAAGGAGAAGACGACGAGCAAGAGGACGAGAAGAACGCGGGAACGGCACGCCGGCGUCUCCAAGAGCAGAGAGAGCGUCUACACGGUGCGCUCGCGCUCAUCGAGCUAGCUAACAAUCUCUCGGCCUGAGGAGAACACCAGACGUGGACUUUCCUCGCGUCGUAUAAGCUACAAGCACCUUAUUUUGCUUCCUAUUGUACCUUUAGGCUGCUAUGAUGGUAGAUAAAUAUCAUUAUGAAGAAUGUUGUUCUGUUUUCUCCGCUUGAUAAGCAGGUGGGACGUCGUUUUGUUUGUUUUUUGUUUCGUUGAGCACUUUGUGUACAUGUCAUGAGUGUUUUUCUUUUUGGGUUUGUGGGUGGAGUUGUUGUGCGUGUUAUUUUUUAAAAGGAUUUUAGUGUGUGUGUGUGUGUGUGUGUGUUUUGAAACAGGGUGCGCUGAUCGACCUGCUAAAGAUGAAGACUUGUUUACGAAGGAUCGUUAAAGGCUGGCUUUCAUGUACACAGGUGAAACUAUGAUGCAAAAGUUCA
Pimephales promelas (fathead minnow) is the source of this 1576-nucleotide messenger RNA. It is a transcript of the gene znf367, whose product is annotated as zinc finger protein 367. Gene Ontology annotation, biological process: regulation of transcription by RNA polymerase II. Gene Ontology annotation, cellular component: chromatin; transcription regulator complex; PcG protein complex. Lineage: Eukaryota; Metazoa; Chordata; Actinopteri; Cypriniformes; Leuciscidae. Gene Ontology annotation, molecular function: RNA polymerase II cis-regulatory region sequence-specific DNA binding; DNA-binding transcription factor activity, RNA polymerase II-specific. The record is from RefSeq and is a predicted model, not a curated record.